AUCAGGCCAGCAAGGAGACAAAGAUGGUGUUCUACAUGCAUGAUCAGCUGAUGGGUGCAAAGCCGACGGCUUUGCCUGUUGCCAUGCACAAGAAUGUAACUGCGUUGGACUUCGGCACCAUAACGGUUAUCGAUGACGUGGUGACGGAAGGUAUCGAAAGGGAUUCAGAGCAAGUAGGCCAAGCACAAGGCAUAUAUGCAAACUCGGCGUUGGAUGGGACCGACAUCCACCUAUUAUUCUCGAUCAUCUUUACCAAUAAGAAAUACAAUGGUAGCACAUUAGAGAUCCAAGGCACGGAGAGGUGGACUUUGAAGCAAAGAGAGGUGUCAGUAGUGUCUGGGACAGGCGUGUUCCGGUUUGCUAGGGGCUAUGCCAACUUAGAGACAACAUACUCUUCUGGAUUGAAUGCAAUUGGCAAGUUUAAUGCUACUCUUCUCCAUUAUUGAAUGGAUUUUA
Messenger RNA from Magnolia sinica, 456 nucleotides. RefSeq names its product dirigent protein 1-like. Lineage: Eukaryota; Viridiplantae; Streptophyta; Magnoliopsida; Magnoliales; Magnoliaceae. The record is from RefSeq and is a predicted model, not a curated record. The transcript has a single exon. The coding region runs from base 24 to 446 and encodes 140 amino acids.